Messenger RNA from Schistosoma rodhaini, 2121 nucleotides. The record is from the annotation of a GenBank genome assembly. Lineage: Eukaryota; Metazoa; Platyhelminthes; Trematoda; Strigeidida; Schistosomatidae.
AUGAAUGUUGGUGAGGAAAUACCGGCUAGGUGUCUUGGUGAAACAGGAGCCCUCAGCUUCAAGAAACCUACAGAACAAGAUUUCAGAGAUACACAAGAACUAGAGGCUAGCCUUGCUCAACUUAAUAUUUUUGAAACUCAAGAGGAGAUAUCACAGAGACGUGAAGCCCUUGUUAGGUUGCAGGAGAUUUCAAAUGCAUGGAUUCGUCAAAAAGCAUUGGAGCAAAAUCUCCCCGCACAUGUUGCUAAUUCUACAACUGGGAAAAUUUUCACUUUCGGUUCAUAUCGUUUAGGUGUCAAUUUCAGGGGUGCCGAUAUUGAUUCUUUACUGGUUGUCCCACGGUUUAUAACACGCGAGGAGUUUUUCAGUGAUUUUCAGACUGUAUUAGCAGAAAAUUCUAAUGUGGAAGACUUGCACGCUGUUGUGGAUGCUUUUGUUCCCGUCCUUAAAAUGAAAUUUAUGGGAGUUGAAAUCGACCUUUUAUUUGCUCAAAUCGAUCAAAUGUCUAUACCGGAAAACUUCAGUCUUUGUGAAAACACAGAGGUGCUCAUGCGAAAUAUGGAUGAACGAGACGUGCGCAGUAUUAAUGGUGUUCGUGUUACAGAAGAUAUUCUCAAUCUUGUGUACAAUAAAAAUUCUUUUAAAGUGGCCCUUAAGGUUAUACGAAUCUGGGCUAAGCGUCGGAAUGUCUAUUCAAAUGCAUUGGGGUUCCUCGGUGGCGUGUCUUGGGCAAUUUUAGUUUCUCGAAUUUGCCAACUUUAUCCGUACGCUACGCCAUCUAUGAUCGUCUAUCUAUUUUUUACCAUAUUCAGUCAAUGGCCUUGGCCGAAACCUGUUAGGUUGCGAGAGUGUGAGUAUAUUGCAAGUUUGUGCUUACCCGUCUGGGAUCCGAGACUUAAUCCUUCUGAUCAAUAUCACUUGAUGCCUAUACUGACUCCAAGUUACCCAUCUCAAAAUUCAACAUACAAUGUACAGCGAAGUAAUCGUAUUAUUAUUGAAAGGGAAUUAAAACAAGGUUUGAAUGUUGUCAGGGCUUCAAUGAUGCAUAAGGGUUCCUGGUCAAACCUAUUUGAAGCAGCCUUUUUCUUUCAAUAUCGACAUUAUGUUGUCGUCAUCGUCGUUGGGAAUACUAAACAUACCUUCAUCGAAUUAUGUGGUUUGGUAGAAUCCAGAUUGCGUGUUCUUGUAAGCAAUUUCGAGGUAAACCGUUAUGUCAAAAUGGCACAUGUAAACUGUCAUGCCUACGGAAAAGGUCCUAAUGAUGAUGAUGCUAAUUUUGUUCGUAAAUGGUUUAUUGGAAUGGAAUUCGAUCGUAAUACUAAUUCCUUGACCAGUACUGUUCAUAAUUCAAAUGCUUCAAGUGAGAAACCUACCCUGAACGUAGAUCUGAGUGAGAAUAUCAGCUCUUUUGAAAAAUCAAUUGAACGUGGUCUUUCAAGUGAAGACUUAUCAGUAACCGUUAAAUAUGUCAAAAAGUCACAGUUAGCUCAGUUCAUUUCUGCAGAAGAUAUGGACGAAAUUAAACGUCAAGCUGCAGCUGCUGCUUUAUCAAAUGUAAAUAAUUCUACUGAAAAUGUAAAAAGUGGCCGUUCACUUUCUAAUAGUAACACACUGAACUCAAUUUCCAGUCCGGCCAGCAGUGUUGAACUCUCUGGAUCUGAGGAAGUUUCAUCCCCUGCAAAUAAUCUUCAUAAUUCCAUGUCUACAAGUUCUUUGACCAACAUAGCUACCGUAAACUCAUCAACAGAUAUAAAAUGUCCUCCUCCAUCUCCAAAAUCAAUAUCCUCUGGGGUAUGUGAUGCUGUAGCAUCUGACAGUCAACUAAAUGAUUCAUCACUUACUCUAGAUAAUCACAAACACGAUUCCAUGAAGGAUACAUCUUUAUUAUCUUCAGAUCAUUCCUUGUGCAAUAAUACAUCCAAUACAAUCGAUUCUACUGGUAGGCUUACAUCAAAACGUGUUGGAUUGAUUGAUUCCAGUCUUGAAUUAUCCUCCGAUAGUCAUUCAAAUUCUAGAAGUAAUGCUGAUUCACAAUUACAUGGUUCAGAAGAUUUUAGGAAACGUGCUCGUAUGUCAUCGGAAAAUUCACGACCUAUUGUAUUUACUUCAUCUGCCCAGUAA